Molecule: messenger RNA, 1434 nt
Organism: Macrosiphum euphorbiae (potato aphid)
Lineage: Eukaryota; Metazoa; Arthropoda; Insecta; Hemiptera; Aphididae
Source: the annotation of a GenBank genome assembly
AUGAAUUCGUCAAGUGAAGAAGAUUCACCUUCAAAUCCUAUUGGAAUAUUAGUAUCACAUAGACAACUUGAAGGCUGGUUAUCACAAGAAAAUCCAAUUCCUUCUCCAUCUGAAUUAUAUACUUUUCGCUGUCCAUACACUUUACGCAAGACUGAACAGUUUCGAUUUAUGAAUCAACUUUGGACUGUAGGCGAUAUUGUAUCACUGAGUGAAUCAAAAUCAAACAAAAUCUUUUAUGCACAAAUUAUUAAGUUACAUGAAAAUGAACUAUGUGAAAAACGAGCAAAAAUCAUGUGGUUGGCUCCUAAAGCAAACGUUGGAGUCACUGAUGAAUCAAAAAAGGUGCAUUAUGACACUUUCAAACCUAAUGAUUUUGUACAUGUUUCUAUUGAUAGCAGAUUGGUACCCAUGCAUUGCCUAACAUUCGUUAUGAGUGUUCCAAACUUAUUUGAGUAUAAAAAACACAUAGGCACCGAUUACUUGGUCAAUACACAUAUUGUUUCACAUGCAGAGAGAUAUGCAGAAUCUGAUGAAGACGAUGGUCCAAAAUCCAAAAAAAUUCCAUCAACAGAGUUAGUAUCAAGAGUUAAAAAAUUAUAUGAAAAUCAGAUAGUUGAAGUACGUUUCUUGGUACCAAUAAUAUCUGGUUUGGAUAAGAAAUAUAUUUUGAAUGUUUUACCACAACUAAUAAAAUUAAAUCCAAAUGUUGUAAAAGAGGUUUUCAAUAGAAUUUUGGGCAAUAACUAUUCAAACUCUAUUCCUCCUGUCAGUCCAGCUGAGCUUUUGAUUGCGUUACACACAAUGGAUACAGAUCCUAAUGACCUCAAAUACAUUAUUAAAGCUACAUCACUGUGUUUUGCGGAAAAAUCAGUAUUCACACAAGAGAUAUUGGCAAUUGUAAUGCAGAAUUUAAUGGAUGUAAAUCCAUUACCAACUUUAUUGAUGCGUACAGUUAUACAGUCCCUGACAACUUUUCCCCGUUUGAUUGCUUUUAUAAUGAAUAUACUCCAGAGACUUAUCCUAAAAAAAGUGUGGCACCAAAAGACACAAUGGGAGGGAUUCAUAAAGUGUUGUCAGAAGACAAAACCUAAUAGUUUUCAAGUGUUACUACAAUUGCCACCAGAACAGCUGGAAGAUGUCUUACUUCAAUGUCCAGAAAUGAGAAAAUCGUUAUUAGAUCAUGUACUUAGUUUUACUGAAGUACAGCGCUCACACAUUCGUCAAGCAAUUAUGGAUGUUAUAUUUGGAAAAAAAAUGGAAGUACCAAUGUAUCAAAAUUUAAAAGUUAAAUGUGAACCUAUAAGCAAUACAAAUAAUCAACAUGUUGUAGUGUCUAAACAAGAAAAACAAUCACCUGAAAAAAUAUCUAAUUUGAAAGAAGAUGAUCUUAGGCCUCCAGGCGAUUGUGAUGAAGACUCAAUUAAUGGAAUAUAA